Molecule: messenger RNA, 5788 nt
Organism: Alexandromys fortis (reed vole)
Lineage: Eukaryota; Metazoa; Chordata; Mammalia; Rodentia; Cricetidae
Gene: Ptpn21
Product: protein tyrosine phosphatase non-receptor type 21
Exons: 19
Coding region: 390-3926 (1178 amino acids)
Biological process (GO): protein dephosphorylation
Cellular component (GO): cytoskeleton
Molecular function (GO): protein tyrosine phosphatase activity
Source: RefSeq, a predicted model, not a curated record
CCGCGCGCCCGGCCCAGGGGGAGGGACGCGGGCCCCGCAGCUCCGGCCCCAGCCCCUGAGCUUCCCCAGCGAGUCCCGCCGCGGCCGGGCGGGUGCGGGCAAGGUGUGCGGUCGGUGCACGGGCCCGGACGCAGGCGGGCGAGCGGAGCCCGGGGAGGCGGGACGCAGAGCCGGCGCGCCGCCCGGACCCGGCGGGAGCGGGAGCAGCGCUGGUGUGGAUGCUCCCAUCGCUUGGUCUUCGGAGACUCGGUUGCUUUUUAAUGACGGUGGCGGCUGUGGGGUGAGCAGCUGGAGACUAGAGUUUGUUCUGACGAGAGAGGGUCUCUUUUGGUUGUCUCCAGCACUGCCGGAUUGCUCCUUCCUGGUCCCUCCACUGUCGAAGGGAGAAGAUGCCACUGCCGUUUGGACUGAAAUUGAAACGCACCCGGCGCUAUACUGUGUCCAGCAAGAGCUGCUUGGUUGCACGGAUCCAGCUGCUCAAUAAUGAAUUUGUGGAGUUCACUCUGUCUGUGGAGAGCACCGGCCAGGAGAGCCUAGAAGCUGUCGCCCAGAGACUGGAGCUGAGGGAGGUCACUUACUUCAGCCUCUGGUACUACAACAAGCAGAACCAGCGUCGCUGGGUGGAUUUGGAGAAGCCCCUGAAGAAGCAGUUGGAUAAACACGCGCUGGAGCCCACUGUCUACUUUGGAGUGGUGUUUUACGUGCCUUCCGUCUCCCAGCUGCAGCAGGAGAUUACCAGGUAUCAGUAUUACCUGCAGCUGAAGAAAGACAUUCUGGAAGGAAACCUUCCGUGUACUUUAGAACAAGCCAUUCAGCUAGCUGGCUUAGCUGUUCAAGCUGAUUUUGGUGACUUUGAUCAGUAUGAAUCCCAAGACUUUCUUCAGAAAUUCGCCUUGCUCCCUGUGGGGUGGCUACAGGAUGAAAAAGUGCUGGAAGAAGCAACCCAAAAAGUGGCCUUGCUGCAUCAGAAAUACAGGGGGCUAACAGCUCCUGAGGCUGAGAUGUUGUAUAUGCAGGAAGUAGAGAGAAUGGACGGCUAUGGAGAGGAGAGCUACCCUGCCAAGGAUAGCCAAGGAAGCGACAUAUCCAUCGGGGCUUGUCUUGACGGCAUCUUUGUGAAACAUAAGAACGGAAGGCCUCCUGUGGUGUUCAGGUGGUACGACAUUGCUAACAUGUCCCACAACAAGUCCUUCUUUGCACUGGAGCUGGCAAGUAAAGAGGAGACCGUCCAGUUUCAAACUGAAGACAUGGAAACAGCCAAGUACGUGUGGAGACUGUGUGUUGCACGGCACAGAUUUUACAGACUAAACCAGUGUGACCUGCAAACUCAGGCUGCCACACUGAACUCAGUCAGGAGGGGCUCAUCUUCCAGGAUGUCUCUGCCUAAACCCCAGCCCUAUGCGAUGCCUCCCCCACCCCAGCUGCAUUAUAAUGGACAUUAUACAGAGCCAUUUGCUUCUUCCCAAGAUAACAUCUUUGUGCCCAGCAAGAAUGGAUUCUAUUGUCACUCCCAGACAAGUUUGGACAGAACCCAGAUUGACCUCAGCGGUCGCAUCCGCAACGGCAGUGUCUAUAGUGCACACAGUACGAACUCCUUAAAUACCCCUCAGCCCUACUUGCAGCCCUCCCCUAUGUCCUCCAACCCAAGUAUUACUGGCAGUGACGUCAUGAGGCCCGACUACAUCCCAUCCCAUCGGCACAGUGCCCUGAUCCCCCCUUCUUACCGCCCAACCCCCGACUACGAGACUGUGAUGAAGCAGCUCAACAGAGGCCUGGUGCAUGCAGACAGGCACAGCCACUCGCUGCGGAACCUCAACAUUGGCAGUUCCUACGCAUACAGCAGGCCCGAUGCCCUGGUCUACAGCCAGCCUGAGAUCCGGGAGCACGCACACCUUACCUCUCCCCAGUCGGCCCACUACCCAUUUAAUCUGAACUACAGUUUCCACAGUCAGUCUCCGUAUCCCUACCCUGCUGAGAGGCGGCCUGUGGUGGGUGCCGUCAGUGUGCCCGAGCUGACAAACGUGCAGCUCCAGGCCCAGGACUAUCCAGCUCCAAACAUUAUGAGAACCCAGGUGUACCGGCCACCCCCACCGUACCCGUACCCGAGGCCCGCCAACAGCACCCCAGACCUGUCCCGGCAUCUCUACAUCAGCAGCAGCAAUCCGGAUCUUAUCACCAGGCGUGUCCACCACUCAGUGCAGACCUUCCAGGAGGACAGCUUGCCCGUGGCCCAUUCCCUGCAGGAGGUCAGCGAGCCCCUCACAGCAGCCCGGCAUGCCCACCUACAGAAGAGGAACAGUAUUGAAAUUGCGGGACUCACACACGGCUUUGAAGGCCUGAGGCUCAAGGAGAGGACCAUGUCGGCCUCAGCCGCAGACGUGGCUCCGCGGACUUGCUCAGCAGGCUCCCAGUCCAGUGUCUUUUCUGAUAGAACAAAGCAAGAGGAGAGCGAAGAGCAGGAAGGUGGCAGAUAUAGCCACAAGAAGUCCCUUUCUGAUGCCACCAUGCUGAUACACAGCAGUGAGGAGGAGGAGGACCUGGACGAGGACAGCAGCAGAGCACAUGCCGUCUCAGCCUUGUCCGAGCCCCGCCUGACUGGUGCUUAUUCCCAGGAGCAGCAGCUGAACUACCCCUGUGCUUCGGUGACUCCAGUUGCCGGCCCUCUGCAUAUUCUUGAGCCCAAAUCCCAUUUUACGGAGCCUGAGAAGAGGGUGAAAGCCAUUAGCACCGUCCCCCUGGUUGUGGAGACCCAUCGGCCCCGAAGAGAUGGGCUGUUAACCCCCUCCAUGUCUGAAUCUGACCUCACGACUUCGGGGAGGUACCGAGCUAGGAGGGACUCUCUCAAGAAAAGGCCAGUGUCAGAUCUCCUCUCUGGGAAGAAGAACACUGUGGAAGGACUUCCGCCACUCGGGGGAAUGAAAAAGACUCGAGCAGAUGCAAAAAAAAUUGGUCCCCUUAAGCUGGCUGCCCUCAAUGGACUCUCCCUGUCCCGAUUGCCUCUGCCUGAUGAAGGGAAGGAAGUGUCCACCAGAGCCACGAACGAUGAACGGUGUAAGAUUCUGGAACAGCGCUUGGAGCAAGGAAUGGUCUUCACCGAAUAUGAAAGGAUUCUUAAAAAGCGGCUGGUUGAUGGGGAGUGCUCAACAGCCCGGCUGCCUGAAAAUGCAGAAAGAAAUCGAUUCCAAGAUGUGCUUCCCUAUGAUGACGCGAGAGUAGAGCUGGUACCAACCAAGGAGAACAACACCGGCUACAUCAACGCAUCCCAUAUUAAGGUCUCUGUCAGUGGAAUUGAGUGGGAUUAUAUUGCCACACAGGGACCGUUACAAAAUACCUGCCAGGACUUUUGGCAGAUGGUGUGGGAACAGGGGAUCACAAUCAUCGCAAUGGUGACAGCAGAGGAGGAGGGCGGCAGGGAGAAGAGCUUCAGGUACUGGCCAAGACUUGGCUCAAGGCACAACACCGUCACCUACGGAAGGUUUAAGAUCACAACUCGCUUCCGCACGGACUCGGGCUGCUAUGCCACGACAGGCUUGAAGAUGAAGCACCUCCUCACAGGCCAGGAGAGGACAGUUUGGCAUCUGCAGUACACAGACUGGCCCGAGCAUGGCUGUCCCGAAGACCUCAAAGGAUUUUUAUCAUACCUUGAAGAGAUCCAGUCUGUUCGACGUCAUACAAACAGUACAAGCGAACCCAAGAGCCCCAACCCUCCACUGUUGGUGCACUGCAGUGCUGGCGUAGGAAGAACUGGGGUCGUCAUUUUGUCAGAGAUCAUGAUUGCCUGUCUGGAGCACAAUGAGGUGCUGGACAUCCCCAGAGUGCUGGACAUGCUGAGACAGCAGAGAAUGAUGCUGGUGCAGACGCUCGGCCAGUACACGUUUGUGUACAGAGUUCUCAUGCAGUUCCUCAAAAGCUCCAGGCUCAUUUAAGCUCCCACGUGUUUAUAUGGGGACCCAAUCAUGUGAAGUGUUUACAGCUUAAAAAAAGAAAGAAGGGAAGAGAAGAGAGAGAGAGAAGCGCUUGUGCAGCUCCUGUUUGUCCCCAGGAGUCCCAUGUGGAGCUCCCGAACAGGAGGCGCGGCAGGAAGAGCUGAAGCAGCACCCUAAGCACAGGGCUGAGGAGGCGCGUGGGACUUGGGACAGGUGUGGUGCCCUGGCCUUGCCUGCCCAGUUUUCAGCGCUUGCACACAUUCUGGAGACUGUAUUUCUAGACGGUUCUCUGUCUUACUGAAGCUGCACUGGGCAGUUCUGGCAAUCAUUAAGGCACACAGAUUUCUAUCUUAAGCUAGUUUUUGAUAAUGUAAUUUUAUGACUAAAUAGUUUUGGUUUUUAGUUAGAAACUGAACUUUUCUGUGGGGCAGUACCCAGACUGAGUGGAUCUUGAGUAACUGUAUUUAAAACCAUUAUUAGCUUUUGUUUAAGAACAAAAACCACAGGGAACUAAGUGGUUUAUUCACCAAAUCCAAAACUAAAGAGAAUCUAAAAGUAUUAUUUUGAAACCUAGAAAGCAUUUUUAUAUUCAGAAUGUUUUUUAUCCUAGAAGUUCUAUAUAUUUGUACCUUCUAUAUUUUCCAAAUAAGAGCUCAUGUUGUUCUAAUACUGAGUCAGUUAAUGUGAAGUUGGGGAUAAAGGCACAUUAUUUAAAAUCAAAGAAUCAGAUUCACUAUUUUUUUCAGUAUUAUCAAUAAGCAUAAAUGAGUUUGAUUUUCUUGGUUGAAAAUGAAGAACAAUUGCAUUGGAUGGUUUUAAGCACUUUUUUUUUGUUGAAAAUGAGUUUAAUAUAUGUGGCUUUAUAUUAGAAACAACAGUGGACACUGUUUCAAAGAGAAGGACUAUGAGUAUGUAAGAUGACCAGGACGAGAGGAAGUACCUGUGGUGGCCACGCAGGAUGGCUUGGUCGGUACAGAAAUGCAGUAUUAUCUAUAGUCACGCUGGGAUGGAGAGUGGGGUCUUGGGAGCUUGGGGGUGAGCCCCAGAGGGCUACGCAAGGGAAGUCAAGGUCUGCCAUUGUCAGUGAUGUGCUUUGUUUAUUUGGGUUCCUUGUAACUUUUUCCCCCUACAAAAACGUCCAGGUUUAUAUUAUCAUUAAAGAAGCCUUGAAGAGGCUUGGUUUUCUUUUGGUUGAAGGAAGGAAACAGUUCCUUCCUUCAGAAUGAGCAGUUCCUUUCUCCAAACCACAGCCCAAACUUAUGGGGCCACCAGAAAUUGCUGUGGUGUUCAGGGGGUACUUGAAUUUAGCACCUUAAUCCUGUCCUCACCCCAGGAUCAGUUCUAAGUAGUUGGUCCUCCUCUUCCAUCCACUUUGGGCACAUCCUGCUGGUCAGAACCAGGUCAGGUUCGAAGGGCAGAAUGCUGUCCUUGGCCCAGGCUAAGCUUGUGUGAGAAGUGGAGGACAAGCUGGCACCUUUAUCUGAGCCUCCCCCCCCCCCCGAAUUUGGUUCACUGUGUAGACCUUCUAGAAUGUCAGGUCUAGGUUUAGCUCCUAAAUGAUGAUGUUCUGCCAUCAUUCUGAUUUGACCCUGUGGUGAGCCUCACCCUCCAUGACAGACAUGUGUCAGCCCAGCUAAACCCAGUAAACUCACGUGGAAGGCGCGCCCCAGGACGGGAUUGGAGGUUUGGGUGGUAUAUGUUCCAUUUCAUACCAUAUGAAGGACAGAACGUUUUCUGAAACUUUUUCUUCCAAUGGUACAUUGUUUGAAGAUGCUUUUCUAUCACACUUAAACAUCUGGAAAUAUCCCACCGACAAGAACAUAUUGUAAAACAAAACUUUAAUUAAAGAGUAAUAUAUGGCU